Molecule: messenger RNA, 3956 nt
Organism: Drosophila rhopaloa
Lineage: Eukaryota; Metazoa; Arthropoda; Insecta; Diptera; Drosophilidae
Gene: Sdc
Product: syndecan
Exons: 7
Coding region: 359-1828 (489 amino acids)
Biological process (GO): cell migration
Cellular component (GO): membrane; cell surface
Source: RefSeq, a predicted model, not a curated record
UCGAAAAAUUUGUACGGUUCGGAGUAGGCACGUCCGGAUUUUAGCGCGAUUUCGUGUGUUUUUGGUCGCCACUCGAGUGUAAAGAAAUUUGUACACCAUCGAAUCAAAUCGCGAGUGCAAUUUUGUAAAUACAAAAAAGAAAAGUGUCUGGCAAAUUCAUAAUCAUAAUAAUCCAUGUGUGCAUUAAAACAGCAUUUUUCUAGUGUCAAACCAGUUUGAAAAGUUUGAAAAUAUAUAUAUAUAUUUAUAUAUAUAUCUGUGCUGCCGCCAGUUCUAAUCGUUAAAUCAAUAAACAAAACUGGAAGCCAUUAGCUGAAAUAACAAAAACCAGGAACGACAGAAGAUAUCAACGGAGAAAAUGAAGCCAAAGCAGAAGAUUUCCUUAGAGCCGCUCUUGCUCAUCGCCCUGCUCCUCGGAAUUUUGGUGGCCACCACCCACGCUCAAGACCAGAAAUCCGUGAAACCAUUGGCGGCAGCGCCAUCGCCAUCCCGGGAUGAAAUCUAUAUCGAUGAAGAGGGCUCAGGCGGACGUGGCGGGAUACACGAAGAUCUAGAGAAAGAUCCCGACUAUUCUGGCUCCGGCUUCGGACCCGAUGACGAGGACGCCGAACCCGACCAACACUCGCACAGUUCGCACAAUACGCGAAUCUCGAACGGCGGCGCCGGCAUAAACAGUAAGCAUAACUCGAACGAGAACUUCGGCAAGAACAGCAACAGCGACCUCAUCUCGAGUAGAUUCAACAACAAGAAUAAUCACAAUCAGAUCGACAACAGCCAGAAUAUCAAUCUCAAUCCUAAUAAUAACCAUCAAACGAAUAGUGGCACAAUCAUUGGUAGUAGCACCACAGCGAACAAUAAUAACCACAAUAUCAACAUCAACAGCCAGAGCGGCAUCAUCAGUGGCAGUGGUAGUGAGAUCGGUGGCCAUAGCACUGGCACUAACUCAAUCGCAGCUCAUACACCAACACAAACCCCAUCCACAAUCUCAACAACUUCGAGUUCGAGUUCGAGUUCGAGUCCGAGUUCGAAACCAACGCCUGCAACCACCACCACAACAACAACCACCGCAUCCAGCACAACGGCAGCCACAAGUACCACAUCGACAACCUCGACAACGCCGUCGUCUGUCCAUUCCAAUGCCACAACGACCACGGUUGCGCCCACGAUUCCCACAUCCCCCGAUCAUCCGAUAUUCCCGCCCUUCGAUAAGGACCUGGACUCGGAGGCCAGUGGCGAUAGCAUCGAUUCUGACGAUGAAGACGGCGGAGAUUAUGAGGAAGAUUUGGACAAAGAAAUUGACAUCGAUGAUACCGAAUCGGAAAUUCCCAGUCCAGUUACGCCCAAAAUCUCUAAGACAGGAAUGUUCGAUAAUGACCCAACGCAGGAAGAAAUCGAUGUGGAUGGCAGCGACGAGGAUGAAAGUGUGGAUAGCGACGUUGAUGGUCCAGCAAUUGGUGGCACCGAUGGAGAUAUUACAGAGCGCGAACCGGGCGCAGGUGGCAGCAACGUGCACGAAUUGGACCCCAAUACGAACGUGAAUAGCCAGCCCUCCGACACGAAGGGCAUCGAUCACAGGCCCAACGGCAACGAAGUGGUCAUCAUGAGCGAGGACGAUCGCACGUCGAGCUUCUUCUCGCAGCCCGGAAUUCUGGCUGCUGUUAUUGGUGGGGCCGUUGUUGGCCUGCUCUGCGCCAUACUCGUGGUGAUGUUCAUUGUGUACCGCAUGAGGAAAAAGGACGAGGGAUCCUAUGCGCUGGACGAACCCAAACGAUCGCCGGCCAACAACUCGUAUGCGAAAAACGCGAAUAAUCGCGAGUUUUACGCCUGAGAUAAUGGCACGGCGCGCAGGUAUUAAGUUGACCACAAGGGCAGGAAAAAACUGUGAGGACGAGGGUGCGGAAAACUGGACGGAGGCGGAGCGAAUGGGUUUAAUUAGGCUCAACUGAAUACACUGUGCGAAGUGGAAGUGCACCAUCAUCAGCAAUCCACUAAAAAGAGGAUAGUUCAUCCGCAGCAGCAGCUACAAAACUAACACAAAAAACAAUUGAAAAUUUCAAAACAUUUUCAAAAUCACACAAUUUUUCGUGAGGGGUAAAUAAAACUAAAAUAAUAAAAAAACAAAUCGACAAAAUAAUAACAAAAGAAAAACAAAAAAAAUUGAAAACUUACCUGUAAGUUAAUGCAAAAUACACACACACAGACAAACAACCGACUCUCUGCGUGUGUGGGUGUGUUUGCAACUUUUCUAAUUAAGUAAGUUUUAAGCGACAAAAACCAACAAAAAAUAUCAAAUAUAAUUGCAAAUAAAUCAUGCAAAAUUUAAUAUAUAAAUAAUAUAUUAUAUAUAAAUAGUGAAACCAAUAUAAGGGCGGGCAAAAUUAAGCGAAUUAAUUAUGAAUUACGAGUAUGUAGAGCAAAAGCAGAAAGAGCAGGAGAAAAUGGAAUAAUAAUUAUAAUAAUACACACACACGCGCAUCCAACUACAUAGAUGUAAAAGGCAACUUUCGUGCAUAUUGAAUAUAAAUGUAUGCAUUAUAUAUGUUAGCUGAGUAAUAAAAGCGAAUUGGAUACAUCACGAUUAUUUCUCAACUCUCGAUAGACCCCUCGUCGAACCACACACUCUUAACUCUUUAUUUUAAAUAUCAAUUGUCAAACGAAGUCCAAUGAAAAUAAUUAUAAUUAUGAAUUGUGCGGCACAUAACAAACGGAAAUCGAUGCAUAAAUGUUUUUAAGUUAUACAUAAGCAAAACUAUGUAAUUAUUAGUGUAAUUCCUAAAACAAAAAAAAAAAAAAAGAAAACAAAAAAUGAAAAAUCCUAAAUCAAGCAAAAACAGAUUUAUUGACACUGUGAACCUUCCUGGCAACUAAAAACAAACAGAAUUGAAAUGAAUAGAACUAUUUCUACUUUUUUCUAGAAAACACAAAACCAUGAAUAUUUAUUGAAAUGAAAUUGAAAUUGGAAAAUUGAAUUGAAAUCGAAAGAAAUGGAAAAUCGUCAGAAAGAAAGCAAUUGUACAUUAAUUUAGGUUUCCACUUGGGUUUUAGAGUUAUUCGAGAUUUCCUUCGCUUGAAUUAACUGCUUCUUCCAUGGCUAAGAAUCAAAAUCGGAUUAACGCAUUAAUUAUUGUGCAUUUAUUUAGUUUUUACGUUCGCUGUCAAUGACAAUUGUUUAGUUUUGCAAGCAAAAUACAAAAGCGAAUUAGAACGAAAACGACAACAACAGCCACAGAUCAUAACCACAUGCAAUAGUGAAAAUGAAUUGUUAAGUUUACAAGGCAAAAUCAUUUCAAGCGAAAGCAGUCCAGCAACAAAUGUUAUAUUCACCCAUACCCACGCCCUCACACAAACAACCAAUUAGCUGCAAUACUUGUUUAAUUGUUAGUCAACCAAUAUUCUCUCUCCAACUCUCAUGCCAUAUUUUCAUUGCGAAAAGAAAGUUAUGAAAAAACGAAAACUAAUAUAUAACAUAUAAGUAUAUAAUUAGCAACAUAAAUCAAUUGUGUGUGUAACUGUGUAUAAUGCAUAAAUAAUGAAUUAAACAUACUACUACUUUGACGGCAGAGCAAAUAACAAUGGGAAAUUUCGAACAUCAUCAAAAUAGAAAACUAUUUUCCCCCUUCCGAAAUCCAAACUGAAACUCACACACAAAAACACACACGAUGCAAACAAACACGAAAACAUGAAAAACAGCCACAGCAGCAACAGGAACUAAAACAUUUUUCUGAACACAACUUUUUCUACACUGUAAAAAACGCAACCGCAACUUUUUUGAUAUGUACAAGUACUAUGUUUGUUCUACUUUCGACCCAUAGUACGUUUUGUCAAAUUUUACAUCAAGUUUUUUUGCUACUUUGUAAGCGUUUAGUUUGUUAGUUUUUUAAAAUGCGCUGAAUGUACUGAGAAAUUGGUUUUGAUUUGCUAAAUAAAACUGGUAUAAAACUAAUUUAAACAAAAAA